Molecule: messenger RNA, 1556 nt
Organism: Pezoporus flaviventris
Lineage: Eukaryota; Metazoa; Chordata; Aves; Psittaciformes; Psittacidae
Gene: CHST13
Product: carbohydrate sulfotransferase 13
Exons: 3
Coding region: 46-1065 (339 amino acids)
Biological process (GO): carbohydrate biosynthetic process; proteoglycan biosynthetic process
Cellular component (GO): membrane
Molecular function (GO): sulfotransferase activity
Source: RefSeq, a predicted model, not a curated record
GCGGGGCUGGCGGGCCCUGUCCGCGGGGCGCUGCGCGGCCGCGGGAUGCGGCGGAGCCGGGCUCCGCGGAUGGCGCUGGCCGCCGGGCUCGGCUCCUUCCUGCUGGGCGUCUUGUACUUCCAGAGCAGCUUCCACCCAGCAGAAGAUGGGGUUAUGGGAUCAACCUGGCAGGGUAAAGCUGGUCGCAGCCCACUCCAGGCCCUCUAUGAGAGUGACCAGUUUGAGCAGUCGUCGCUGCAGGCAGUUCACCAGCAGAGACGGGAGCUGUUGAGCAACAUCUGCAACCGCUACACCCGCAAGCGUCGUCUCCUGCGCCCGGAUGACCUGCGGCACUUGGUGGUGGACGACACACACGGGCUCCUCUACUGCUACGUGCCCAAAGUGGCCUGCACGAACUGGAAGCGGGUGAUGAUGGUCCUGACGGGGCAAGGCAAGUACCGGGACCCGCUGGAAAUCCCUGCCAACGAGGCGCAUGUCUCGUCCAACCUGCGCACCCUCUCCGAGUACAGCGUCCCUGAGAUCAACCACCGCCUGCGCAGCUACCUCAAGUUCCUCUUUGUGCGGGAGCCCUUCGAGCGCCUGGUCUCGGCGUAUCGCAACAAGUUCACCCGCAGCUACAACACGGCCUUCCACAAGCGCUACGGCACCAAGAUCAUCCGGCGGCACCGGCAGGAGCCCAGCGACGCGGCGCUGGAGCGCGGCGAUGACGUGCGCUUCGAGGAGUUCGUCUAUUACCUGCUGGACCCACGGACGCAGCGGGAGGAGCCCUUCAAUGAGCACUGGGAGCGGGUGCACUCGCUCUGCCACCCGUGCAUCGUUCACUACGAUGUGGUGGGCAAGUAUGAGACCUUGGCCGAAGAUGCCAACUACAUCCUCCAGCUGGCUGGGGCCGACACGAGCAUCAAGUUCCCGUCUUCAUCCAAGACCACCAGGACGACGGAUGACAUGACGGCCCAGUUCUUCCAGGACAUUAGCCCUUUCUACCAAAGGAGACUCUUUAAUUUAUACAAAAUGGACUAUUUGCUUUUCAACUACUCCAUCCCCUCCUACCUCCGCAUCCGAUGAGGCAGGGACUGGGGGGAGAGGUGAGGGAGAGCUGGGUAACUCUCAUCUUGCCACAGUUCCUCUCCUCCCACUCUGUGCUGAUCUCUUGGUUGACUUCCUCCCUAUGCCCUCUCCAUUAUGGUCUCCUGAUCCUGAUGGUCUCCACAUCCUGAUGCCGUGUUCAUGCAUGGAUUGGAGGGAAGACAUCUCUCAAAACACUGGGGCUGGAGCUUUUCCUUCCCUUUCCCUCCACCCUUCAUCUCCAGGGGAUGGUGGUGGGACCGGACAUUGCUGGGUGGGAGGGCUUGCCUUGGAUGGGGACUUUCUUUUAACUAAGAGACUCCUCUGUAGCUCCAAGUCUUGGGAAGGCUCCUUUUUUCGGGCAGGAUCCCUUGAGGUCUUUCCCCUCCUCACUGAGCUGUUUGGGGUGGACAUGGCAUCUCGGGGAGGGGCAGGGUCGACUGUGUCAGAGACUUGCAUAGCUCCUGAAAUAAAGCAAUAAUUUAAUGUAA